AUGGCCGCCAUCCUCCUCCUUGACCUCCCGGGCAGACACCCAUGGCCUGUGGUCCUCGGUGUCCUCGCCGCUUGGUUGCUCGCCUCAUACUUUCACUCCUGUGGCAAGAUAUGGCAUACUUAUCGUGAAUUUCCCGAAAAGUACGGCCCUCUGGUCCGCAUCGGUAGCAACACGAUCAUUACUGAUGAUCCCGUCAUUAUUCGGAAACUGGGAGCGCCUAGGGAAACUCACAAGAGGGGAUCAUGGUACAAAGGAGCUCGGUUGAACCCAUACAAUGACCACAUGCUAAGUAUUCUGGAAACCAAGACCCACGAUGAGAGAAAGGCCAAGAGCGCUGGUGCGUACAGCGGGCGAGAGACCCCGUGGCUGGAAGCCAGCGUCGAUGAGCAAUAUCUCCCGUCGACUGAAUCAGCCAAGAGGCUCCACCUUCCACUUGACUUUGCUCAGUUAUCGGCCUAUUUCACCAUGGAUGUCAUUUCCAAACUCGCCUUCGGGGAGCAAUUCGGCUGUUUGAGGACAGAUUCCGACUAUACUGGCUUCAUAACUUCAGUGCGCUCUACCUUGCCCCGAAUUGGGAUGCUAACCGAUCAUCCAUGGCUCCGAGCCAUAUUUUUCUCUCGGCUGUUCCUGAAAUACUUCGGUCCUAAAAUCUCCGAUCCCACGGGCGUGGGGAAGAUGAUGGGGGUUGCCCACGAACUUGUUGUGAAACGUUUUGAGCCAGGUGCUAAAGAUGAAAAAGAUAUGAUGGGCACAUUCAUCUGUCACGGUAUGACGCAGGAUGACUGCGAAGCUGAGGCGCUCCUUAUGAUUACGGCUGGCUCUGAUACAUCAGCGGCCAUCAGGUCGGCUGUGCUUCGCACCAUAACCAAUCCGCUUAUCUAUCAGAGUUUCAAGGCGGAGAUCAAGGCGGCAGUUGACGGAGGCAACGUGUCAAGCCCCAUCUCCUACAAGCAAGCGCAGAAGCUUCCCUAUUUGCGUGCAAUUAUGUAUGAAGGAAUCCGCAUGCGCCCACCAGCCCCGGGAAUAGCGCCCAAGACUAUCGGUCUCUCGGACGAGACCAUGCACGGAAAGUACCUCCCACUGGGGACGCUACUUGAUGCCCCGGCCCGGGCCAAGAUGGAGCAGAACAUCGAGCCCGUGUUUGGGUAUGGGAGGUGGAUGUGCGCCGGGAAGCCGAUCGCCUUCAUGGAGUUACAUAAGAUUCUUUAUGCGGUUGGCUUAACAUUACUUUACACUGACUUCAAACAGUUGUUUCGCCAUUUCGACUUCCAGAUAGUUGAUGUAACGAAACCUUGGAACUCCAUAUCUUAUCUUGGAUGGAUGGAAACCGAGAUGUGGGUAAAGGUGACGGAAACAACUUGA
Pseudomassariella vexata is the source of this 1362-nucleotide messenger RNA. RefSeq names its product cytochrome P450. Bases 1 to 1362 code for a protein of 453 amino acids. Lineage: Eukaryota; Fungi; Ascomycota; Sordariomycetes; Amphisphaeriales; Pseudomassariaceae. The record is from RefSeq and is a predicted model, not a curated record. Gene Ontology annotation, molecular function: oxidoreductase activity, acting on paired donors, with incorporation or reduction of molecular oxygen; iron ion binding; monooxygenase activity. The transcript has 9 exons.